UUUUUCCGUUAACGGUGGGCUGGUUGGUUGGUAUGAUUCCGAUCUUCGGUUGUGUUGUGUCGAAAAAAAUACAGUGAACGCGAAGAAGAAAAUAUGUACUUAAGUUUUGUAUUAUUUUUAGAAUAUUGAGAAAAAAUAAAACAAUAUUCGUUGUACUAAACAACAAAAUACAAAAAUUGAAUGUUAAUGUUGUUGAUUUUUCAUGCAUUUCAAGUUGAAAAUAAAAAAUUAUGCUAGGCAUUUCAUUUAAAAACGAUAAAUUGUUGUGAAAACACGCCGUGAGUUAUGGUCCAAAGAUAAAAAUUCAACAAGAACAAGAAUUUUGAAAUGGAAACGCAAAAAAAAAACCGAAUGAAAUAAAAUGUUAAAAGAAAAGUUUUCGGGGAAGAAAAAUGGAGAAGUGAAAACUACACUGCAAACGAAAUUAUUGUGGAAAUAUUAAAAUUAUAUAAUUAAUUAAUAAAAAGGUGGUGAUAUCGGAAUUUUAAUUUCAAAUAAUAAUUACUACAAAUCAAACUAAAAUGUGUUCAAUGUCAGUGCUGUGUCCAUUGUGCCAUCGCACCAGUUUCUCGAGCAUUGAUGCCUUGCGCUGUAGCCUGAUCAAGGCUGCCAACGGUCCAUUAGCGUGUCCCAUAUGCCAUGAACUAUUUUUGGGUUUGGAUAAAUUGACCAUACAUUUGUUUAGUCACACGAGCAUUAUGAAUGCCAAUGACAGCCCCAGCAAUAACGGCAACGACAAAGAGUCGGAAACAAAAACGACGACCGCUGCCGCCAGAAUAGCUGACAAUAACAAUAAUAAUAAUAACAACAACAACGAAAUAUUAAAAAUCAAACAAGAGGUUACCCCAUCAUCUGCAACAUCAGUAUCGGCAGAGGGGACAGUUUCAAAAACCCCACAACAAAAUAUCACAACAGAGGCCAACAGCAACAACAACAAUCAACAACAGCUGCCACCACCCCCACCAUUAAGGGCGAAUACGAGAAAAUCCAAGGUGGGAAAAUCGGAGACCAAGAAAAUUAGUAAAAAAUUACAGGUGGCCAUACUGAAUGAAACGGAGCUAACGGAGGCAGCCAAUACACUGGUGGGCCCCGAUGGCAGAGUCAUGGUGAAUGAUACCUCCACAUCCUUGGCCACUUGUGAUAUUUGUGAAUUCACCUUUCGCAAUGCAGAGUUAAGGGAUAUGCAUGUUCGAUUGGUGCAUCAGAACUUCAUCUACAAUACUCCAUCAUCCGCCAACUGCAGUGCAAAUCCCCAGCAAACGGAACCCGAUUUCAAAUGCCAUUUAUGCUCAAAAGUAUUCAAAAUGAAAGGUUCGCUGAGGGUACAUUUGAAAGUGGUACAUCUCAUGGGUUUGCCCUAUGUAAAUAAUAUACCCAAAUUGGAUAUUUGUGAGCGAAUACGUCACAAAGAGAAUAAGCAAAUAAAAGCGUCCACAAGUUCCGGCCAGUCGCAGGAUAUGCCUACAACAAGUAAUAACUCAUUAAAUCAAAGUGAAAAGAAUAUCUAUAAUUUACCUCAAACAAUACUACCCGCAUCGGCUGUGUUUUCCUCAACCCUGCCAACCAUGGCCGCUUCCAUAGACAGCUCAGGAUCUUUGGGGAAUUUGAGUUUGAUAAACAUUACACCAACGGCUGAGUUUGUUCCAGCAGCCGCCAUAAGUAAUUCCACUGCGCUUCCAGCAUCCAAUGUACUUUUAGUAUUUAAUCACAGCAACCAGUGUCCUUCCAUGCCAGCGAAUACAACGAGUAACACCAGCAAUUUGGACAAAGAUAAAUCUUCACAAAUGAAUUCCAGCAUAGCUCCCACCUCCAGCAACAACACCACCACCACCAUAACUUUAAAUACAUCAUCCUCUGAUAAUCCCAAAAUCUGGGAAUGUGAUGUCUGUUCGAAAGCAUUUACCACAAAAUAUUUUUUGAAGAAACACAAGCGUUUACAUACAGGUGAAAUGCCAUAUACAUGUGAGACGUGCGGUCGCAGCUUUACCUUUCAACAAUCCUAUCACAAGCAUUUACUCUAUCACAGCGAUGAAAAGAAACAUGUCUGCGGUACCUGUGGUCGAGCUUUCAAAGAACUCUCAACGCUGCACAACCACGAGAGAAUCCAUAGUGGUGAAAAGCCAUUUAAGUGUGAUGUUUGUGGUAAAAGUUUUCGUCAACGUGUCUCGUUUCUUGUGCACACUCGGAUACAUACCGGCGUUAUGCCCUAUAAAUGUGAAUUUUGUCAGAAAAGUUUUCGCUACAAGGUGUCACAGCGGACCCACAAAUGUCAGCCCUUGGGCAAUGGAGAAUCGAACCCCGAAAAUGCCAAUGAUGCAGCUGCUACAUUAGAUCAUAUAUCGGUGAAUUUCAUAAAAGCCUUUUUGGAAAAUUCAACAAAUACAAAUAAUUUACAAAUACAACAACAGCAACAACACGAACAUUCGUUACAACAAAAUUCUCCAGCCAGCAAUGAAAUUUCCGCAAUCAAUGAUAAACUUCUGCCACCGGCCACAACACCAUUACCACCAACCCAAUCGCCUGGGUCUACAUUAAAUGAACAUCAGGCUUUGUUGACCAAAGCCAUUGAUGACAUUGUUGUGGAAUCAUGUAAUAAAUUAGGUAUUGGCAAAAAUGCCAACGAUCAGCAUCAAUAUUCAUCACCUGUGCAGAGUGUGGCGCAUGAUGACGGAUCCAUGUCACCAUCUCAGAAACUUCAAAACAUGCGUUUAUAUUCUCCACAAUUGGCGGUGAACACAAAUAGUCCAAGUGACAUGAAUGGCAUUGGAGUGGAGGGAGAUUUAACGAGAUUUUUCUUGGAAAACUCAUCUGUGGAACAGAAUAUUUUAUAGCAAAAAUAGGAUGGUUUAAAUGUUUUGUGUUAGUUUUCAUUUUGCAGUUCAAGUGAUAUUAAAUAAAUGUUUUAUUAAGAAUUUGUU
This is a messenger RNA of Musca domestica (house fly), 2918 nucleotides long. Its product is annotated as zinc finger protein 271. The record is from RefSeq and is a predicted model, not a curated record. NCBI's taxonomy places the organism in Eukaryota, Metazoa, Arthropoda, Insecta, Diptera, Muscidae. Bases 522 to 2831 code for a protein of 769 amino acids. Gene Ontology annotation, molecular function: DNA-binding transcription factor activity, RNA polymerase II-specific; RNA polymerase II cis-regulatory region sequence-specific DNA binding. The transcript has 3 exons. Gene Ontology annotation, biological process: regulation of DNA-templated transcription.